GAGAAACGGCCGCAGCCGCAGCAGCCUCGGAGCUCUGAGGAGCUGGAGGAUUUGCACAAGCUGCUGCACUUCCCCGAGGAGGUGGCUCUCCGUUUGACAGAGAGCGAGUAUCAGUUGUUCUAUCAGGUGCAGCCGUGCGAGUAUCUGAGGCACGUGGCUCAAGAUUUAACAUCACACCCUAAAUCAACUAAAAAACCGCCACCGUCGCCGACAGCGCAUCAGCAACAUCAGUCGAGGGAGUCACCCAGCACUGUCAACAGCUCAACCCAGACAGAUGAGGAGGCACUGUGGCUGGGUGGCGCGACCUCCGCCCUCUCUGUGCAGAUCCUCAUCAAUCGAUUUAAUGAGGUGAGCUCAUGGGUAACCCACACAAUAACAAGUGGCUCGACAAUCGAGGAGCGGCAGGCAUUUCUCUCGUGCCUAUUGCGAGUCGCCCAGACCUGCUGGAACACCGGCAACUUCAACUCGGCGAUGGAGAUAAUCGCCGGCCUCAAAUCGAAUAAAUUGAAGCCGUUCUGGCAGAGCAUAAAUGAACCACUCCCAGUCCUGGAGUAUCUCUCAUCGGCCCUUCUGUCUUCCGAAUAUGAACGAGCGCUGUCUCGUGCCCUGGCAAUGCCGGAGUGCCCGGUUGUGCCGUUCUUCGGGGCCUUUCUCCGCGAGUUACGCGAGGUCAUUGCCUCAGUUGCCAAGCAACCAGCCGAGAGCAAAGACAGAGAGACUCAGCGAACUAGCAGUAAGGAGGGCCCACCCCUCGAACACGUGCCUUCGCCCUCGCCAGGUGCGAGAACCGCUGUUGAGAGUAAUGCCGAUGCUCCAUCCGGAUGGAGCUCAUCAGGGGGCGCAAGCAGCGGCGGUGGCGGUACCAGUAAAGGUGUAAAUUUUGAGUGUCCACAUGACACCAAUGCUGUGCUUGACAAAGUUGCCCUCUUCCAUCAGCAUCGUCACGCUCGUGGAAGAGAUGCUACGACUGGCUCGCUCCAUCGUACACUCAGUGUACACACAACAGCUAUACUCGAGCAGAAUUACAUGACUGAGGAGUGCGAUGAGAACGACUAUCAUCUUGACCUUGAUUCGUACAAGCCGGUUCAACCCCUUGCCGCUGAUCACGGUGUUGCAUUGUUUCCCGUUGCUGCGCCCAAUAAUGGAAUGGAUCUUCAUCUUUUACAAGUGCUUCAUCACGGUACAACUCUGGUACACUGGGACUGCGAGGGAGCAGGUGGCUCUCGUACAUCUCUAGUUUAUGCUCGUGUUGAUCGCGCCUGUGGUACAUUUGUCUGGGAGAAACCAGCUUGGAGCCCUCUAAAAACAGCGGGCUUUGGGUCAAUAUCAAAUGAAUUUACACUGACAGUUAACCCUGAGGAGAGUGUGCCCUCGGGACUCGUGACGCGUUACACGUCACCACAGGCUGACUGUGCAUCAGUCAGCUUGGAGGAGGGCUAUCUCGACCUGAGUUCCGUCAAAGAAGUUACAAUCGGCUGUUGCGACAAGGAUAGGGAGAUUGAACUGCGCGGUAUCUGCAAGAGAUAUGGCCUUCCAGGGUCAGACUCGUGUAUUGGGCUCAUGUAUGGCUCCAAUCUCUCCGAUAAUCGUCUUAUUUUUCUUCUUGGACCACCAACACUGAGCAAAAUAUGGUACAUGGGACUGUGCUGGAUACUCCGUGGGCUCAAACGCCAGAACCAGUUGACGGACAGAAGGUCGAGAUGGCUGAAAGAGAAGUAUCUUCAACUUUAUUUUGAGGAGGGUUGCCUCGAGCCUACUACAGCCGAUGCCAUUAGGGUAUUUGGCGGACGUGACUGGUCUAUGACUGAGAGUAUUGGUACACUCUCGCCGACCAGUAGUGCUACACUACGACGACGUAAUCCGAAGGCUGGGAAAAAAACUAAAUCCAUUGGGAAUAUUCAUGCACUUACGAAGGAACUGAGUUUCAAGCAAUACGAUUCAGCAGCCUCCGAGGGUGGUUUAACAGCGGCACCACUGCGUCAUUUAACAGGUAGUCGUGAGUCUUUAACGAGAAUAAUACCCGCCUCACCCCGGUCGAGUCGUGAUCGAGUGCCACCGCGCAGUCCACCGGGCACUGGUGAGCGGAUUGUCUCAUCAAGCUUACCGUACUCCAGUUUACAGAGUUUACUGUGUGUAACUCGGGAUAAGGAUAGAAAUGGCUCAAGCGUAACCCCGGCAACGGGUGAGACACCGUGGCAAGUGAAAGCCCGGGCCACUUCAAUCAUGUACGAGACCCAGUUGAAUUUCGUUGAAUUCGUUGCUCUCUUUCGGUCAUUCAGUCUUCGUGCACGUAAAGACCUACGUGAUCUCUUUGGACAGCUUGCAAUCACAUGCCGGAGCCAGAGUGAUGGCUCACUCCGUGACUUCAGUAUGAGACCCUCUGUGCUGAGGCAAACCAGCGAUGCUACACCACAACGAAUUGGUUUACUCACCCGAAAUAAUUCCAUAGAUUCUCACGAGUACAAAACAAGUGGCAACCUCCACAAAAAACAAAUAUUUGAUGCUAUUGCAGCAGCAAGUAUCGUUAACAACUGUUCAGGAGUUGACACAUCCAAGUCACAAGUGAUAACUCUCGCGACAUUUACAAAAUUUCUCGAAUCACGACAGCAGGAAAAAUUAACUGAAGACCAGAUUAAGGCCCUCAUCAAGAGACACGAACCCGAUCCGGCGCUGCGGGUCCAGUGGUGCUUGUCGUUUGAGGGCUUUGCACGUUACAUGAUGGACAAAGACAACUACGCAUUUCCAAAUGAAUACGCAAUACCCUCCGACACCGAGAUGCAACAGCCAUUGUCCCAGUAUUACAUUGCAAGCUCUCAUAACACUUAUCUCACUGGACAUCAGCUCAAAGGAGAGUCCUCGGUUCAGCUUUACUCUCAGGUUCUUCUGACCGGAUGUCGAUGUGUGGAACUAGACUGUUGGGACGGUGACGAUGGCUCACCCCUGAUAUACCACGGUCACACAUUCACAACAAAAAUUCCAUUCAGAUCAGUAGUAGAGGCAAUCGAUCGCAGUGCAUUCGUCAGUUCUCCAUACCCAGUAAUUCUCUCCAUCGAAAAUCAUUGCUCCCAGGCGCAGCAGGCCCGCAUGGCUCAGAUAUUUCAGUCUGUAUUCGGUGACAAAUUGGUCACAAAAUUUCUCUACGACACCGACUUUUGCGAGGACCCUCAGCUGCCAUCGCCCUCACAACUGCGCCACAGAAUUCUGAUAAAAAAUAAAAAACUCGUGGUGGAUCCAACGGCACCUCUUGUACAUCCGUCGAUAAGUCACCGGGGUAAAAUGUUGAUGUCAGAUCGUGCAUCGUCCAUGAAGCAAAUGAGAACUGACGUUAGUAGUACGUCCGUUGUUGAAUAUUUCAGCGAGGAUGAGGAUGAUGAGGAGGAGGACGAUGAGGAUGACAAUGUUGAUGACAACUCAAUCUCCAGUUACGAGAGGUACCUCGGCGGUAGCCAAAUGUCGCACGUCCGUUUGAAAUCGGACCCAGCAGUUGACGACAAAUCCCAAAAACAAAGCAGUCAAAUAGCCAAAGAGCUCUCUGACCUCGUAAUCUACCUCCAAGCCAUUAAAUUCCGCGGCCUCAACACAACGCCAGGAACACUCCCCAUUCCAAAAGCACGCCACCAAAGCCACACAGGCACCGUGCAGAGACACAGUAUCGCUGGGAUUGGUACCGGUGGAAUAGCAUCCUCCACUGGCUCACCACAAUCCCUGUCGACAUCCGCGUCUGUUGCCAGCGGUGGCAGUAAUAUCGACACCCUAUUCCGCCCGAAUCGUGGCAUGCCAGCGUGCUUCCAGUGUUCAUCGUUGAACGAGAGUGCGGCGAAAAAAAUCUGCCGCAAGCAGCCGCUCGGCGUCGUGGCGCACGCCGAGACGCAGCUGAUAAGAACCUAUCCAGCUGGAAUGCGAAUAGACUCCUCCAACUUCAAUCCCGUCAUCUUCUGGGCCUUCGGCAUCCAGAUGGUGGCGCUCAACUACCAAACGGACGACGCAGCGCUGCACCUGAAUGCGGCCAUGUACGAGCAGAACGGCCAAUGUGGCUACGUUCGAAAGCCCUCAGUGAUGUGGGAGAAGAGCCACAUGAUGUACAGAAGAUUCAACCCCUGGGACAAGGAGUUCGACGGCCUCCACUCGGUCCACCUGACGCUGUCAGUCGUAUCCGGCCAGUACAUAUCCCCGGCCAAUCUACUGGCCAGCACCUACGUUGAGAUCGAGCUCGUCGGCAUUCCCAUCGACUGCGCCAAACACAAAACUAAAAUCGUCCAGAACAACUCCCUCAACCCCAUAUGGAACGAAAAGUUCUGCUUCCAAGUGAUGUUUAGAGAUCUCGCCUUCCUUCGAUUUGGCAUUGUCGAGGCCAACUCUCAUCACCUCAUCGCCCAGCGGGUGCUUCCUUUGAACUGCCUCAAGCCCGGCUACCGCCACGUGCGCCUGCGAUCGUGUAAAAAUAAGUCCCUGGCGCUCUCGACAUUGUUCAUUUACUCGAGAAUGGAGGAGGAGAGCCUCGACUACAACACGUGCUGCAGGGAUCACAAUAAGGAGUCGAAACGUCCGUCUGGGAAGACGCCGGAGAAGCUCAGUAAUGUCGACCCAGGGCUGGGGGGGGUGACCCUCAAGCGGCGGAUGUUCUUUCUCAUGGUUUACGAUGUCAUUCCGGACGAGCCGUACACCAUUCUCAAGGUCACGCAGGAGAGCUCGACGCAGGAGGUGAUGCUGCAGGCGCUCCAGAAGGCGGGAAUUUCCGCGGAGCAUGUGGACGAGUAUAUUUUAGUGGAGGAGGUCUCCCGGGGCUGGGAGAAGAAGGACAAGGAGGAGCUGCCGACCCAGCGGGUCCUGGAUCCCGCCGAGCAUCCGCUGCAGGCGCAAGCUCUGUGGAAGGGACAGGGGCGAUUUUUACUGAAGCGAGUGGGGAAUGAUCCCAGCAGCAGGGCCUGGCUCGCCUCCAUAAGGAGCACAGCCGGUCAUGCACAGAUGAAUGAGAGCGGCGAGGAUCAGUCGAUGAUCUGGGAUGAGGCUGACACCUUUCUCGUUUGCAUUUACAAUGUCUCGCCCGAGAUACCGUACGCCAUUUUACGGGUGCCGGUGAGCAGCUCCGCUCAGGAUGUUCUUGCACAGGCGUUAGUUAAGGCCAGGAGAAUGGAGGAUCCUGGCAAAUUUGCACUUGUUGAGGAAUUGGAAUGGGGCGGCGCAGGCGCCGUUGGCAGUGGUAAUCGUCAGUUGCGGGUACUACGUGACGAUGAAAAUGUGUACAGCACACAGGCUUAUUGGAAGACCCUCGGGAGAUUUAUAUUGAGGGAACGGGAGCAGGCGAUUCCCAGGAAACACCUGCUGCCUGCUACUCUCGAUAGAUUAAGUAAGGGCUUUUCUGUUGGGAGAUCGGUGUCACUGCCUGGCUCCAGCAAGGAGAAAGUACCGGUAGCCGAGGCUCUCUCCGAUCCGACCUCAAGGGGCCUGCGCCAGCGGCUUUUGAUGGGUCGCAGGCGCGAGGUGCACUCGGACGGCGAAGAGUCCAGGGAAUCGGACAUCCUCAAUGCUGCGUUGCAUCUUAAAAAGGUGUCGUUGAGGAAGUUGAGGGCCUGGAAGUCUUAGUGGCAGUCACGGGCGACGACGCUUUCAUCGUUGUUUGCCCCUCGGAGAAAUGGUGAUUAAAGUUUAGGGAUUUUUAUUACUGCUGGGGAAUUUGGGGGGGGAGGAAAGUUUUGUUUUUUCGAGAAAAAAAUUUCUAAAAUACGAGUUUUUACAGGAAACCGAUUUUGUAGGGCAAAUUCGUCUCUGGCCGCUUGAAAUUAGAGAUUCGAAUUUUUUCUGAGCGAAAAAUCAACUUUUGAAAAAUGCUGAACGUAUUUUUUUUUUUGAAAGUUCAUUGUGAUUAUGAAAAAUACGGGGGAAGAUACAUUUUCAAGUCAACCUGAAAAAAAUUGUUAUUUUCAAGUCAUAAGUAUCAAUUAGAAUGAAUGAAUUUCCAGAAAAGAAUGGGAAAUUAAUUGACCAUCGAGUUAAUAAUCAUAAGUGAAGUUGAUACAUAAUAUUUGGGCGAAAAAAAAAUUUUCUCCAGAUAUUUAUCAUAAUUUUGAUAAACGAAUAAAUUUUAAAAUGCCCCAUCUC
Diachasma alloeum is the source of this 6099-nucleotide messenger RNA. Its product is annotated as 1-phosphatidylinositol 4,5-bisphosphate phosphodiesterase epsilon-1. Gene Ontology annotation, molecular function: guanyl-nucleotide exchange factor activity; phosphatidylinositol-4,5-bisphosphate phospholipase C activity. The transcript is spliced from 13 exons. NCBI's taxonomy places the organism in Eukaryota, Metazoa, Arthropoda, Insecta, Hymenoptera, Braconidae. The coding region runs from base 472 to 5583 and encodes 1703 amino acids. The record is from RefSeq and is a predicted model, not a curated record. Gene Ontology annotation, biological process: lipid metabolic process; phosphatidylinositol-mediated signaling; small GTPase-mediated signal transduction.